Molecule: messenger RNA, 1429 nt
Organism: Arachis duranensis
Lineage: Eukaryota; Viridiplantae; Streptophyta; Magnoliopsida; Fabales; Fabaceae
Product: glycosyltransferase BC10
Exons: 11
Coding region: 29-1081 (350 amino acids)
Cellular component (GO): membrane
Molecular function (GO): glycosyltransferase activity
Source: RefSeq, a predicted model, not a curated record
CUGGUGGAAGAGGAAGGUUUUGACUUUGAUGUUUGUGGGAAUAUUUUUUGGAGGGUUGUUGUUUAUGCAGACAAGGUGGUACACUCAUGUUGUUGGGUUGGUUCCAUUGAAUCACCAUCAAUUCCUUGUUUCUCAGCCUCAUGUUCAGAGCCCCAAGAUUGCAUUUCUCUUUAUUGCACGAAAUAGGCUUCCUUUGGAGAUGGUUUGGGAUGCAUUCUUUCGGGGGGGUGAUAGCAAAUUCUCUAUUUUUGUCCACUCGAGGCCGGGGUUUCUGUUCAACCAGGCAACAACUAGAUCUACAUAUUUUUUGAAUCGUCAAGUCAAUGAUAGCACACAGGUAGACUGGGGAGAAGCAAGCAUGAUAGAGGCCGAGCGCAUUUUGCUUAGACAUGCACUUGAUGAUCCUCUAAAUGACCGUUUUGUUUUUCUCUCAGAUAGCUGUAUACCUUUGUACAACUUCAGCUACACUUAUGAUUACAUCAUGUCAACAUCAACUAGUUUUGUCGACAGCUUUGCCGACACAAAAGAAGGCCGUUACAAUCCAAAAAUGCAUCCUGUUAUCCCAGUUCAUAACUGGAGGAAAGGAUCUCAGUGGGUUGUUCUGACAAGAAAGCAUGCUAGGAUUGUAGUGGAUGAUGAAACGGUCUUGCCAAUGUUUCAACAGUACUGCAAGAAAAAGCCACUACCAGAAUUUUGGAGGGAACAACACAUUCCUGCUGACACAUCAAAGUUGCAUAACUGUAUACCAGAUGAACACUAUGUCCAGACAUUAUUGGCUCAAAAAGACCUAGAAGGAGAAUUGACAAGGAGAUCACUGACACAUACUUCCUGGGAUCUUUCGAGCUCCAGGGAACGUGAACGCCGGGGAUGGCAUCCGGUGACUUACAAGUUCUCGGAUGCUACACCUAUGCUUGUAAAAUUUAUAAAGGAAAUAGAUAAUAUUUAUUAUGAGACUGAAUACCGAAGAGAAUGGUGCAGCAGCAAGGCUAAACCAUCCACUUGCUUCCUUUUCGCGAGGAAAUUUACCCGGCCGGCCGCGAUACGGCUUCUUAACAUGUCUGUUCUGGAAUACUUAAAUUAAGAGAACAAAAAGGCUCAAUAAUAAUUAUAUCAGAGGUUGGUAGAAGCACAAAGGAGAAAAAAUUUACUUGGUAAAGAAAUAAGGUUGGGGGAAUGAAAAUAAAGCAGAAGCAGCUGAAAAUGAUUGAUGACCAUUCUGAUCAUAUUGUACAAUGAAUUUUGUAUACCUUAGAAAUUGUGGCUGUGUGUGAAAAUAUUGUACUACAUUCUUUUAUUGGCAGAGUUGAUGUACAAUGUUUGAGAUAUGCUCUUAGUAAUUAGUAUAGUGAAAUGAAAAAAGGGUGAAGAGAAAAUUGAGUUAUGUAUACCUGCAUGAAAUUAAUGAUUUUGGUCCUCCAUAUUCCACAUA